This is a messenger RNA of Nematolebias whitei (Rio pearlfish), 424 nucleotides long. Its product is annotated as lysosome membrane protein 2. Gene Ontology annotation, molecular function: scavenger receptor activity. Gene Ontology annotation, biological process: protein targeting to lysosome; receptor-mediated endocytosis. The record is from RefSeq and is a predicted model, not a curated record. Gene Ontology annotation, cellular component: membrane; cytoplasm. Lineage: Eukaryota; Metazoa; Chordata; Actinopteri; Cyprinodontiformes; Rivulidae.
GACGAUCUACAUGGAGUUUGAGAAAGACGUAAACGUGAAAGGAAUCCCCGCCUAUCGCUUCACACCACCGCGCUCGGUUUUGGCCAGCAAGGGGGAGAACCCAGCCAACAAAGGAUUUUGCAUCACCCCAGAGGAGUGCCUGGGAACUGGAGUUCUUAAAGUCAGUCCAUGUCGGAAAGGUGCUCCAGUCAUUGCCUCCUUUCCUCAUUUCUACCUGGGGGAGGAGAAAUAUGUGGCUGCCAUUAAAGGAUUGUCCCCUCAGAGAGAGCAUCACCAAACGUAUCUAGACCUAAACCCGACUACCGGAGUGAUUGUGCGUGCAAAUAAAAGGGCACAAGUGAACAUCUUGAUCAACAGACUCAGUGGAUUCCCCAAAACAAGAGGCCUCAAUGAUACAAUCUUUCCUGUUAUGUUCCUCAAUGAG